CACUUGUUUUAUUUUCUUUCCCUUCUCUCUUCUCUCCAUUUUCCAUUUAUUUGGUUAUUCAAUUCACAUUGAACAAAGAGGAGAAUCCAAGCUCCAUUAAUAUAAUCUUAUAUAUAUAUUAUUAUAUUAUGUUUUCCGAUUUCAUUUCAGAAAGUAAAAAGCAUUAAAUCAAAUUGAUUGAAAUGGAAAGCUGUGAGGAUAAUGGAGCACAUUUUGAACCUCCUGAUCCGGAUAUUCUUGAGGUGGAUCCAACUGGCCGAUAUAUACGAUACAAAGAGGUGCUUGGAAAAGGCGCCUUCAAGAGAGUAUAUAAGGCAUUUGAUGAAGUGAAUGGACUUGAAGUAGCAUGGAACCAAGUUCGUAUUGAUGAGGUUUUACAAUCACCCGAUGACUUGGAAAGGCUUUACUCUGAAGUGCAUCUUUUGAAGUCCUUAAAUCAUGGCAAUAUUGUGAGGUUUUACAAUUCUUGGAUUGAUGACAAAAAUAAAACUGUUAAUAUCAUCACUGAGUUGUUCACCUCCGGUAACUUGAGACAGUAUUGCAAGAAACAUAGAAAUGUUGACAUGAGAGCAGUGAAAGGUUGGGCAAGACAAAUUUUAAUGGGUUUGAACUAUCUUCAUAAUCACAAGCCCCCCAUAAUCCAUAGGGAUCUCAAAUGUGAUAACAUCUUUAUUAAUGGUAACCAAGGAGAAGUUAAAAUUGGAGAUCUUGGUUUAGCCACUGUAAUGGAGCAAGCCAAUGCCAAAAGCGUAAUCGGAACUCCAGAGUUUAUGGCCCCUGAGUUGUAUGAUGAGGACUACACUGAGUUGGCCGAUGUUUAUUCAUUCGGAAUGUGCAUGCUUGAGAUGGUUACUUAUGAAUAUCCGUAUAGCGAAUGUCGAAAUUCUGCUCAAAUUUAUAAAAAGGUUUCAUCUGGAAUCAAGCCAGCUGCAUUGUCUAAAGUAAAGGAUCAAGAAAUGAAAAAAUUCAUAGAGAAAUGCAUAAUCAAAGCAUCUCAAAGAUCAUCUGCGAAAGAGCUUCUAAUGGAUCCUUUUUUGGAAGCCAAUGGAUUAGCAAAAAACCGUCCUUUGCCACUUCCUGAUAUCGUAAUGCCGAAAACAUCAGCAUUCGGAGAUCGAUGUUUAGUGUCAGAAGGGCCUGCAAAUGCAAGAAAUAAAGCUCCUUCCAUGGACAUGGACAAUGAUCCCGGCAUUCCCAUUAUCGCAUCUUUUCAAAAUUCUUCGUGUGUGGAGGUUCGACGAGCACGCAAAGGCAAUAUAUUCUUUCUUAGAGGCGAAGCUAACGACGAAAACUCGGUUUCAUUGAUACUCCGCAUUGCUGAUCAAAAUGGUUCUCGGGUAAGGAACAUUCAUUUCCUAUUCUAUCUUGAUGGGGACACUGCUUUAUUAGUUUCAAGCGAAAUGGUAGAACAAUUAGAGCUUGAAGAUCAAAACAUUAACUUCAUAGCAGAACUUAUUGAUUUGUUGCUAUUAAAUUUGAUACCAAAUUGGACGCCUUGUGUUCAAGUUGAGCAUCUACUUCGAAAUAAAUCACACAAAAGUCGCGACAACCAGAAGAACUACAAGUCGCCAUCAGAAAAUGGAGACCAUAUUGUUCAAAAAGCAACAAGUUACUCGAGCAACCUUGAUUCGGGUUCAGUUUCAAGAACACAAGUAGAGGACCAUCAUCGCGGAAUUUCAAAACUUAACGAGAUGCUAUCUCAUGUUGACGAGUUUGGCAACCAUAGUACGACAAUGGCCGAAGAUUUAAUUUCGGAGAAAUCAUAUGUUUCGGCAGCAUCUAGUGAAUGGAAUGAUAAACGAUUAUCUUUCAAUUCAUGUAUCACUACGGAGUUAGGAUUUUUCGAGUUUGACGGGCAAGGACUCAAAGGUUCUCAACCGGACCUUUUGGCUACCAUGGAGACAAACAACAAAGUAGUAGACACAAAUACGGAGAUUUCUUCAUCUUUUUCUAAUAAUGAAAGGCUUCGAGAAGAAUUGGAAAAGAUAGAAGUUGAAUAUCAAAAAGAUAUUAAAGAUAUAGCUAGAAAAAGACUUGAUGAUAUUUUGGAGACAACAAAAAGGUUGUCCUAAAAUAGUGUAGAAUUAGUUUAUUAGUUUUCACUAAUUUGUAUAAUCAUAACUAGACGUGUGUAAACAAAGAUAAAUGUGAUUAUAUAAUUUUGAACUACCUAUUUCUUUGAAA
Molecule: messenger RNA, 2184 nt
Organism: Mercurialis annua (annual mercury)
Lineage: Eukaryota; Viridiplantae; Streptophyta; Magnoliopsida; Malpighiales; Euphorbiaceae
Product: probable serine/threonine-protein kinase WNK6
Exons: 7
Coding region: 183-2072 (629 amino acids)
Biological process (GO): intracellular signal transduction; protein phosphorylation
Cellular component (GO): cytoplasm
Molecular function (GO): ATP binding; protein serine/threonine kinase activity
Source: RefSeq, a predicted model, not a curated record